AUGGGUUGCUGGAACAAGCAUGUGUGGGCUAAAGGCUGAAAUUGGGGCUGGAAUUGCGGUGGCCAUAUUAGGUAUAAUCCUUAUUCCCGUGGGGAACAAUAUCAUCCGUGAGACUGUUACAAAGGAAUCGGUCAUCGAGCCUGGGACCACAGCCUGGGACAACUGGGUGUCUGCAGACACACCUGUCUACAGACAGUUCUGGCUCUUUGACGUGCAGAACCCACAGGACGUGGUGGAGAAUGGGUCAAAGCCCAAAUUGGUGGAGAAAGGGCUCUACACAUACAAGACGCGGUACCUGCCCAAAGAGAACAUCACGGCCAACCCAGAGAACCACACCAUCUCCUUCCUGCUCCCUGCGGGGGCCAUAUUUGAGCCCUCCCUGUCUGUGGGGCCUGAGGAGGACAGUGUCACCUCCCUCAACCUGGCUGUGGCUGGUGGGUACAAGUUGUUUCCCCCAUGGGUACUGGAAGCUGCAAUAAAGUUAAACAAUGUCUCCCUCUUCCAGCGACGGACAGUGAGGGAAAUACUCUGGGGUUACAAAGACCCCAUUCUGAAAGGGACACUGGGCCUCUUUUUUCCUUACAACGGCACCUAUGAUGGGCCAUACAGUGUCUUCACGGGGAAGGAUGACAUCUCUAAAGUGUCUAUCAUUCACAGCUGGCAGGGGAAAAGUGAGAAGGUGUCUUUCUGGAACAACACAUACUGCGACAUGAUCAACGGCACAGAUGGCUCGUCAUUCUCUCCCUUCCUGGACAAGAAGAAGCCUCUGUCCUUCUUCUCCCCUGACAUCAGCAGGUCUGUGUCAGCUGAGUAUGAGAGGAGCCUGAACCUGAAGGGGAUCGAGGUGUACCGGUUCAAACUGUCCCCGCUCACCUUAGCCUCCCCUGCAGUCAACCCAGACAACCAGUGCUUCUGCACAGACUCUGUCGUCUCUAAGAACUGCACAUUGGCCGGAGUCCUGGACAUCAGCUCCUCUCGUGGACAACCAGUCUAUAUCUCCCUGCCUCACUUCCUGCAUGGUAGUCCAUACCUGGUUGAAGAUGUGGAGAGCCUUGGUCCUAGUGAGGAGCAUCACGUCACGUUCCUGGAUGUGGAACCGACCACGGGGUUCAGUCUGAGGUUCGCUAAGAGACUGCAGGUGAACAUGAUGUACGGCCCCUCCAAGACCAUCACACGGCAUCCCUGGAUGACGAGACAGCGGACAGGUUUAAGAAGGAGCUGUUAUCUCGUGUUGACAUGCUGGAGACGGUGCAGUUCACGCUGAUAGGCGUAGGGUCAGCAGCCUCGGUACUCUGCACAGCGGCACAUUGUUUGGUAAGCAGAAACAACAAGCUUGUGUGAGAGGGACAAUGCUGCUGUGCAACAGAGGAACAGCGGGGGUACAAGGACAUCGGUGUGCUGUAACUUGUCACUUAAUAUCACGCACGUUCACCAUUUGUGUUAUUUACAAUGUCAAAAUUCUUGCUCUGAUACAAAGCAAGGGUACAUUGUAGACAUUGUGGGAGUUAGAAUGUACUUCUUUGUACAAAUUCUUAUAAAACUGUUCCUUUAUGUUGUUGUAAUUUGAUUGGCACACACCUCCCGGCUAGAUUUUGGUCAGAGAUUGUGAAAGCUAGAAUAUACGGCGGUUGAAAUUGCUAUGACAUUAAUGUAGCGAACAUUCAUGACUCCAAUAAAAAGAAAUCAAGCUGAUUCAAAUGUAUUCAACUUAAUCUCAGCUCCCACUGAAGUUGAGCCAUGAAUAUCAAUGGAGGCAGGAAUGGGGAGGAAGUGAAGUUGUUUUAUGAUACCCUGCUUUUCAAGGGGUCUUAAGUAGAGUUGAUACUCUGCUUCUCAAGGGGUCUUAAGUAGAGUUAUGGCACGGUAUGAGUCUAGCUUAAACUGGCCCACCUAACCAGCUUAGGUUCUCUCAUUACUGGAACAAACCGCUCUAUUGUACAUUUGAAGCCAAAUUAUUCAGUUUCCCUUUCACCUCAUGUGGCCCGUAAAUCAAAGUGAGAGUGAAAACACCCCCAUACGGAUGAUUAUUCUGUGGUUUCUGCAUGGCACUUGGGUUUGUUUGGUAAGAAAGCACUGUUUUUCCCCACAAGGAACCCUCCCUUAGUUUUAAAAGGUGACCAUUUGCCGGUUCCCGGGGCGCUUUGAUACCGCUGUCUACUCGAGAGUACAGUAACAGUGGAAAGUGUUUCAUUGAGAUUGAACGAGCAAUCUUUACUUGCGUUCGGGCUCCUCAGCUCUCUAGCCUUCCCUGCACCAGCACACUCUAAAGCAGCCAUUUUCUUUCUAAGCCAUAUCUUCUAAGAUGUGUGGCUGUUUGAAAAUGAAUAAUAAGUACUGAAUAUUAAUCUACAAACGGAAACUAACCAAUAUUCAAUGAUAGUUCUAACAGCAGCUACUGAUAUCUUCAUGUAAAUAUUCUGAAGGAAAGUAGGCCAUGCCUAAGUAUAAUUUCUCAAGUAUUUAAACUUGUGGGUACCUAAUAAAAUCACAU
Molecule: messenger RNA, 2491 nt
Organism: Oncorhynchus gorbuscha (pink salmon)
Lineage: Eukaryota; Metazoa; Chordata; Actinopteri; Salmoniformes; Salmonidae
Product: platelet glycoprotein 4-like
Exons: 11
Coding region: 20-1264 (414 amino acids)
Biological process (GO): lipoprotein transport; low-density lipoprotein particle clearance; amyloid-beta clearance by cellular catabolic process
Cellular component (GO): cytoplasm; cell surface; caveola
Molecular function (GO): low-density lipoprotein particle receptor activity; scavenger receptor activity; low-density lipoprotein particle binding
Source: RefSeq, a predicted model, not a curated record